This is a messenger RNA of Rubroshorea leprosula, 748 nucleotides long. The record is from the annotation of a GenBank genome assembly. NCBI's taxonomy places the organism in Eukaryota, Viridiplantae, Streptophyta, Magnoliopsida, Malvales, Dipterocarpaceae.
AAAACUCCAAUUGAAUUGGGAAAAACUCUAAAUAAAUAGUUUUCUCUCAAUUUAAUGGUUCAUUUUUAGAUUUCAUUGCGAUACAAUCCGAACAGUAAAAAAUAUGCAUAGUAUGGUCUACAGUAAUGUCAUCUUGCUACAUAAUGCUACAGGUGACCCUAUCAGGAUUGUUGAAUUUCAUAGACGAACUGCGGUUGAGCUGCAUGUGGGGACGAGAGGAUCAUCAUCUUCACCACCAACCACAAAGAAACAACUGGACCCGGCUCUGCUGCGUCAAGGGCGGAUGGACGUGAACGUCCACAUGUCCUAUUGCACUCCAUGUGGAUUUAGAGUUCUGGCAGCCAAUUACAUCGGAAUAAAAGACCACGAGCUCUUCGGAGAAAUUGAGGAGGCAAUCAGGACGACGGAGUUGACCCCAGCGGAGGUGGCGGAGCAGUUAAUGAGAAACGAUGACGAUCUCGACGCCCUGCUUAAUGACCUAAUCCAAGUUCUUCAGGUGAAGGAGAGAGAAAAUGAGGAGGCAAAGGUCAAGAAGAAUCAUGCACAACAAGAAUCGACAGUUAGUGAAGGAGGACAAACUGACGAAGAAGAGAACAAAAGUAGAGAAUGAAUUUAAUAUAUCUCAGGAUUAAAUUAUAAGUGUGCUGUUAAGGCCAAAAAAAGACUAGGUGUACUGUUUUUAAUUAAAGUUAUUUUUCUGACAUGUCAGUGUUUUGUUAAGAUUAGUUAAUACAAGUUUUGUUAUUUU